Messenger RNA from Mytilus californianus (California mussel), 4406 nucleotides. Its product is annotated as protein kinase C iota type-like. The coding region runs from base 85 to 1875 and encodes 596 amino acids. Gene Ontology annotation, biological process: establishment or maintenance of cell polarity; protein phosphorylation. The transcript has 19 exons. Gene Ontology annotation, molecular function: protein serine/threonine kinase activity; ATP binding; protein binding. Lineage: Eukaryota; Metazoa; Mollusca; Bivalvia; Mytilida; Mytilidae. The record is from RefSeq and is a predicted model, not a curated record.
CAGAUCACGUGAUUUCCGGUUUCUUUGUAAACAUGGAAGGACUUUAAAAAACUGAAACUCUGUUUUCAAUAUUAGAAAAGAAUCAUGCCAACACAAGAAAGAAUGGAUGAUGAUCACGGAAUACGUAUGAAGGUUGGAUAUAGUGGAAAUAUUUUUAUAUCAAACCUUCAGCCUGAUGUUCUGUAUGAAGAUUUCUGUGCUGAGAUUAAAGACAUUUGUAAAUUUGAUGACCAACAACCUUUUACCAUGAAGUGGUUAGAUGAGGAAGGAGAUCCCUGUACAAUAUCAUCACAGAUGGAACUUGAUGAGGCCGUCAGACUUUAUGAACUAAACAAAGAUUCUGAGCUUACUCUUCAUGUUUUCCCAAAUGUACCCCAGAGACCAGGAAUGCCAUGUGUUGGAGAGGAUAAGAACAUGUACAGAAAAGGUGCGAGAAGAUGGAGGAAACUAUACAGAAUGAAUGGUCACUUAUUUCAGGCAAAAAGAUUUUCAAAGAAAGCCUUUUGCUCAUUUUGCGCAGAUAGAAUAUGGGGCCUUGGUCGUCAAGGAUACAAGUGUAUACAGUGUAAACUAACAGUACACAAAAGGUGCCAUAAAUUAUUAAAAGUUGUCUGUGGUGCUCCAGUAGUGAAUCAAAAUGAAGGUCCAAGACCUGAUGUAAAGUAUCAACGUCCACCACCCAAGUUAACAGAUGGCCAGGACUAUAUAGGCCUCAAAGACUCAACUAAUGGUGAAUCUUCAGAUCAUGUUGCUUCUAUGGAAGUCGUCACAGGGACAGAGGAGAGUGAAGUUAGGAGUGAGUCAACCAAUGGAAAUGAAGCUGGUAGAAUAUCGUUAGAACAGUUUAAUCUCCUACGUGUGAUUGGGCGAGGAAGUUAUGCUAAAGUGCUAAUGGUGGAACAAAGAACAACACAACGUGUCUACGCAAUGAAAGUGAUAAAGAAGGAAUUAGUUAAUGAUGAUGAGGAUAUUGAUUGGGUCCAAACAGAAAAACAUGUGUUUGAAACAGCAACAAAUUAUCCAUUUCUUGUUGGUUUACAUUCCUGCUUCCAAACAGACAGCCGGUUAUUUUUUGUGAUAGAAUUUGUGAGUGGUGGAGACUUAAUGUUUCAUAUGCAAAGACAACGAAAAUUACAUGAAGAGCAUGCAAGAUUUUAUGCUGCUGAAAUUUGUCUUGCCUUAAAUUUCCUUCAUGAAAGGGGUAUAGUGUACAGAGACUUGAAGCUGGAUAAUGUGCUGUUGGACCAUGAUGGUCAUGUAAAGUUAACAGAUUAUGGAAUGUGUAAGGAAGGUCUAGUUCCGGGUGAUAGAACUAAUACUUUCUGUGGAACACCGAAUUACAUCGCACCGGAGGUGUUACGUGGAGAAGAAUAUGAUUUUAGUGUAGACUGGUGGGCAUUAGGGGUACUUAUGUUUGAAAUGUUGGCUGGCAGAUCACCUUUUGAUGUAGUCGGAGGAGCAGAGAACCCGGACCAAAACACAGAAGACUACCUCUUCCAAGUUAUAUUGGAAAAGACGAUAAGAAUUCCAAGGUCAUUGUCAGUGAAGGCAGCAUCUAUACUUAAAGGAUUUCUUAAUAAGAAUCCCGUAGAACGACUUGGUUGUCAUCCACAGACAGGAUUUAGUGACAUCAUGUCACAUCCAUUCUACCGUUCUAUUAGCUGGGACCAGUUAGAGCAGAAACAAAUCAAACCACCCUAUAAACCAGAGCUGAAGUCAGACAGGGACUUAGAACACUUUGAUAAAGCUUUUACAGAUGAGCCAGUACAGCUUACCCCUGAUGAUCCGAAAUUGAUAUCAGAGAUAGACCAGACAGAAUUUGAUGGAUUUGAAUAUGUCAAUCCACUGCUGAUGUCACUAGAGGAAACAGUAUAACAGGGAAGCAGUGUAAAGACAGGGAAACAGUAAACUGAUUGUGAUAUCAAAUUUCCGGUUGUGCUUCCUAUUAUUUAAAAUUUAUGUAAACACUAGUGUGAAGAGUUCUGUUAUUCAAUGGACAGUUUUAGAAGUAAUUUAUGUAAUAUUUUGUGUUUAAUCUGAGAUGGUCUAUGGGUAGAUAAUACAGUAUAAACAAGUGGGUUAGUGAAUCACAGUGAAACAGGGUGAAUGCUGGUGAUUAGGGUGAUUACACUCUCAUUUACAAAUCUGACAUUUUAAACCUGUGGAAAUACCAGAGACAUGUUUCAGAACAGAACACCCACAAUCAACAGUAUUCACCACCAAAAGUGAUUUUUAAGUGAAUCUCCCAAGUACAAUGAGAGACUAAUAAAAUUAAAACACAGAAUUACAAAAAUUAUUUUUAUUCUUAAGUCAAGUAUAUUUGAGAUAUACCGGUACCUGAAUUCAUACAAGCACUUAACGACUGUGUAAACAAAAUAUCUUGUGACAUAGUUUGUACUGAUCAGGUUUGCUCAAUAUUUUUUCAAAAUCUCUGUUCAUUUAAAGUUUACAGCACAUAGUAUUAGAGACAUUGUUUUUUUAUAUGAAUUUAAUAAGCAGUAAAUCAACUGUCAUAUGACUGCACAGUUUUAUUGAGAGUUUAUGGUAUGGGGCCAUUAGUUGAUUUUUUAUGCCACUUGGAGCACAAAUUAUGGAUUUUCAUUAUUUAAUUCUUUUGAAAUAUAAACAUAAAUAAUUAAAGUUAAAUGAAUAAGAAGUAUAAUAAAUUAGAUCAUUUGUUUAAAAAUAGUACUGCAUUUGUGCUCAUUUUGGUUUAAAUACUUUGUUUAAAUCAGUAAAAAUAAGCUAUAUGAUGUAGAAAUGAAAAAAGUGGAGAUAUCUCAAAUCUCAAAUAUUGAAAAUAUUUGAUGAUGAUAUAUUUGUAUAAAAUGUGUAAAAAGAUUUAUUUAUGACUUGGACCAAUGAAUAUUUUUAGUUGACUUAUUUUAGAUUAAUGACAUUUUUAGGUCAAAAUAGAUGUAGAUGUCCUGUUAGUGCAGUUUUUGAAGCAAUUUCAGUAUAUUAAAUAUUAUUUGCAGCUAUUAGAUAAAGUGGUAAGAGAAAGCAUGCAGUCUUUGAAGCAAUUUCAGUGUAUUAAAUACUAUUUGCAGCUAUUAGAUAAAGUGAUACGAGAAAGCAUCAUAAAUUGUACAGAUCUUUUUACUUUUUUUCUAUUUCAGUAUUCUGUAUUCAUACAUAUCACUUUUUUUAUACAUGUAUUACAAUAAUGUGGUAUUUGAUUGUAUAACUAACAAUGUAAUGAUAAUAGGUUACUGUUGACAGGGAAAUUUUUGUUGCAGUCUUUUUAUUUCUGGCUAAUUUUGUGCUCCAAGUUAAUACACAAAAAUAGAACUACUGUGAAUAUUACACAGAAACUGGUUUAAUAGGACAAAGACUGUAUAUGUAUAAAUACCACCUGGAAAUUAUGAAUUCAAAAGACAUGACAUAUUUUAAUUCAUAAUCGAGAAUAUAAGAUGGCACAAAAAUUUCCCAGUUUACAUUAUAAAAAUUUGAAUGCAUUUUUGGAAACAACAGUGAAAUAAUAUAUAGAAAAUGUAUUUAUUGUGUGAUAAAAAAGCUUUUUUGUUGGAAAUGAAAGCUAAAUACUCUAACUUCAUAUUGAAGUCAUUACAACAUAUGCUCAUUUUUACAAGCUUACUUUUGUCUGCUUCAAAGCACCAGCAAAGGAUCUGAAACUAUAUUUUCAAAAAAAAACAAAAAUCAUUAAUUAGUUACUGGUAAAUGAUUUAGUUUUUGUCAAGGGAUGCUAAAAAUAAUUUUGAUGUAGUAUUUUCAUAAAAAAAAAGACUUUAUAAAAUACCCCAUCGUUUAAGAAUCUAACAUCUAUUGGAUAAUAUUGUGAGGAGUGUACACCAAUAUGUUUUCACUGGAACAACAAUAACACUAUCUCCAUUUUGUAUACGAACAAUAUAAUCACUCAAAAACAAUAGACAUUUAUGUAAGUUGGUGUAUUUAUGGCCACUGCACUAUGUCAGACAAAUAUAUUUGGUUUGGACUUCCAACAAGCAGAUGUACAAUAAUAAAGUUAGUUAUUGAUUUCAUUAUUUCAUUGGUAAAAUUGAUUGCUGCAAAAUAUGGGGAUGAAGCAGUGAAUUUUUUUUUUUAUAGUAUUUGGAAAAUGGUUUCUAUAGCCAAAAUAUAUCUAUUAACAUACAAUUUAUUUAUAUGAUAACAGAAAACGAAAGUGUAUCAAUUAAUCUAGGCCAAGCAAAUACAGAGUUGGGAUUUACUUAUAAAAAUAUUUAAAUGUAAAAAUUAUUAAAUGGUUAUUUUGAAAUAAGAUAUGGACACUAACAUCUUUAUAUGAUAAAAAAUGUAUUGCUAGUAUGAUAUAAAACAAUUAAUCCUGAAAAACUUAUUGAAGAAGACAAUACGACAUAAUCUAGUCUAUGUACAAAUAGUGUAUUAUAAGAAUCUCUUUCUAAAAUAAACAUCAUAAUUUUGUA